UUUUGAACGACCCUGUGUUUUCAUAAGGAAGAAAGUUUUGAUCUGGCAUAGCGUCAACAUUUGUUUACACACACUUUUUAUGAAUAUGAAAAAGGAAUAGCUCCAUUUAAAGGAAAAUCGGAGUAAUUUACGUCACGCAGUAAUCAUGGCAAUAUGCUUUAGGGUGUAUUCUGCUGUUAUACUCAUGAUAAUAUGCUUGGCUGGAACCGUGUAUUGUGACUAUGAGUGUUUAUGCAACUACAACGUAGAGAAAACGGUUCUUCCGUCGCCAUCCAACCAAGGUCAGCCGAUAGGAUAUCUUUAUGAAUUUGACUGCAAAGAAAUACUUGGUGACUUCUCAAGCUCCCCGACAUGGGUAAAAGUUGCAUUUGAGCACCAGAUUGGAUAUGUGGAAAAGGAUUCUCAAAUAAGUUCACAGAUAUGCCCAGGAGAUCCACCUUUAGGUGAUAAAAUUGCAACAACAUCAACAAUUGCUACAACAAUAACAACUACCCAGAAACCAAGUACUUCAACCGCGAUGAAGUCAACAGCAACAACAAUAGAAUCAACAACAACGAUGAAACCGACGACAACCACAACAACAACAACUAUGAAAUCAACAACAGCAACCACAAUGGAACCUACAUCAACAGAAACAACAAUGGCACCAUCAACAACUUCAACAACUAUAAAACCGACUACUUCUACGACCUUGAAAACAUCAACGUUACCAACAGCUACAUCAACAUCUACAGUAAAGCCCGCAUCUGAAUCAUCUCCAACAACUGCAUCAUUGGUAACUGAGUCCACCUCAACGUCCAAAAUGACAUCUCCUAUUUCAUCGACAAUACGACCGGCCAUAUCUUCUACAUCAAUGGCUACAGGUAAACGUGUAUGUCCUUUGAACGUCCAGAAAGCGGCUAUAUCUGAAGGAAGUCAGGUCUUCGUUAAUGACAUCAACAGGAAAUGCUAUGAAUUUGUAAAGUUUAAGCGAACCUGGAGUUUUGCAGAGGACGACUGUCAAGGGAAAGGAGGACAUUUAUCUUCUAUUGAAAACUCUAUUGAGGAAAAGCUUCUGUUUGGAUAUGUUCAAACAUAUGGUUCCAGUGCGUGGAUUGGAUUAAAUGACAAGAACAGCGAGGAAAACUUUGAAUGGUCUUCUGGGGAUGUUUCAGUGUAUCAGAACUGGAAAGCUGGACGCAAAGAUCCCAGCAAACACUCUACUGAGGAUUGUGUUACAAUAGGUGCCAUUACUGGCGCUUGGGAAGAUGAAAGUUGUGGCAAUUAUUACGCAUAUAUUUGCAAAUUUGAUGCAGUUGUCGAUAAUGGUACUCAUAUAAACCAGUUAACUACGCACAGUUACAGUACUGCAUCAUCACUGCCAACUACGACUGCUAGUUUACUCUCGACUACAAGCAGAAACGACAACUUGGUAUGUCCACAGAAUGUUCUGCAUGCAGCAAAUCGGAAUGGCGAAAACGUAUUUGUUAGUCGAAAUACCCGAAAAUGCUACGAGUUCGUUACGAAUCAUCGCACGUGGGAUAAUGCAGAAACCAACUGUCAAAGUAAAGGAGGACAUUUAGCUACUGUUUCGAGCUGGUCUGAAGAGCAACUGUUGUAUAGUUACGUGAAAUCAUACGGCCAUGCAACAUGGAUUGGCUUAAAUGAUCAGAAUCGAGAAGAACAUUUCGAGUGGUCUUCCGGUGAUCCAGUGACAUACCAGAAUUGGCAUCCUGGUAGCAAAGAUCCCUAUACACAUAGGUUUGAGGAUUGUGUUGCCAUGGGAGCUUUAACUGGGACUUGGGAGGAUAUGGACUGUUUGUAUAAUUACUACGCAUACAUCUGCGAAUAUGAUGCAGUGACUAGUAAUCAUGGAUCGUUAUCAAGCGUUGAUGGUAACACGCAGUUGUGUUCUUCAACAGUUCGUCACCUUGCUGAAAGGGACAAUGCUAUACUCGGUCAAUAUGAAAGAGGAUGUUAUGAACUGAUGCGAAGUGCAGAUGUAAGUUGGCAACAUGGAGAAGAUAUGUGCCAAAGCCGUGGCGGACACCUUGCACACAUAAGUAAUGCGCAACAGCAAGCGUUUAUUCAGUCAUUUCUACAUCGCCAUUCACCGCAACACGCAGUAUGGAUCGGACUUCAUGAUACCCGUAUUGAAGGUGCUUUUGAAUGGACUGCAGGGACAUCGGUAUCAUAUACUAACUGGAUCCCCGGACACACAAGUAACUUUGUAAGUUUUCGCACGGAAGAUUGUGUGGCAUUUAUACCUUACAAAAAUGGGAAAUGGGAUGACAUUCCGUGCGGCAAUAGCUACGAUCUAGGAGAGACACAUCCAAUAUUAUGUCAAUAUAAGAUUCCAAUGGCACCAGGAAUUGUUGGUUGAUGGAAACAUCAUUCAGACAUCGUCAGCUGACCUGGACAAAACAGAUCAAUAGACAUUUUCCAAAAUAUUAUUGUAUUCUGCAAACAUAUUAAAGAUGAUAUUAAAUGA
Messenger RNA from Mercenaria mercenaria, 2470 nucleotides. RefSeq names its product macrophage mannose receptor 1-like. The transcript has 14 exons. Gene Ontology annotation, molecular function: signaling receptor activity. The coding region runs from base 146 to 2362 and encodes 738 amino acids. NCBI's taxonomy places the organism in Eukaryota, Metazoa, Mollusca, Bivalvia, Venerida, Veneridae. The record is from RefSeq and is a predicted model, not a curated record.